Molecule: messenger RNA, 2561 nt
Organism: Synchiropus splendidus (mandarinfish)
Lineage: Eukaryota; Metazoa; Chordata; Actinopteri; Syngnathiformes; Callionymidae
Gene: dnai7
Product: dynein axonemal intermediate chain 7
Exons: 16
Coding region: 74-2203 (709 amino acids)
Cellular component (GO): axoneme
Molecular function (GO): microtubule binding; beta-tubulin binding
Source: RefSeq, a predicted model, not a curated record
CGCAAAAUGACAACAAACGGAGGCGCAUGCGCGUGCGUUUCCGUGGUUACAGAAAGCUGGCGGCACGUUCACCAUGGGCCCCAAAAAGCCUCAAAAGGUGACUAAGGCUCAAAGGGCAAAGCAACAGCAGGAGGAAGAGGAGAGACGAGCGAGGGAAGAAGAGCAGGCCCGGCUGCAGAUGGAGAGAGAGGAACAAGAGAGGAUGGAAAGGGAAAGAAAGGAGGAAGAACUCCAACGACUCGAACUGAAGGACAGGGAGCGCAGGUCUAUAGAGCUGGGCGAACUUGGCCACAUCCUGGAGGAGAACCAUGCUGCAGUUGCACGUUGGAAAUCUGAAUCUGCAGAGAAACACAAGUGGGAACGCUACAUGAGAUGUGACGGACUCCCAAAUCCAGCAGAACGGAAGGACGUUAACACGUUCAUCAGCCUGUGGGUGGAUGACCCCGAGGUCAACUUUGCUCCUGUGAUGAAACAAUGUCAUCUGGCUCUGCAGCUAGUUGAGGAUUUGGAGUCUUUCCUGAGAGAAGUAACCGAUCCACGUGAGGGUUUGAAGUAUCAGGAGUGUCUGACCGACAUGAUUCAUCUCAUCUACAACAAGCACUCUCUGGCUGCUCUGGAGAUUCUGAAGGGCGCCAGCAGCAACAUCGACACAGAGACAGGCAACAUGCAGAUGCUGGAGAAGGAUGGCGAUGUUACGCUGUGUCUCUGGGUGAAUCUGAGGAGGGAUCUCAGGUUCUACAACUUGAAUUUCGAAGGUGCGGGUCUCCAAUUUGAGCUUCCUAAACCUUUAGCUACGAGGCCAGUGGCAGUUCGGAUCCUCCACACCUGCUAUGACCACCUGACCUUGUUGGCAACAGUCUCCCAGCUCAGGAUACGCAACCCGAGUCACAGAUCUCUGUCCACCAUGGAGCAGGGCUAUGUUGAAGAAUCAGAACAGGAUGAGGCAGAGGAAGAGACAAUGAAGGAUGAUGACAUCACUCAGCAGCCACCAGAAGAGCAGCAACCAGUGGAGGCUGGUGAUGAGAGCAGGAGCAAAAGUGUCACAAGCGUGUUGUCCAGACACAGCGACCUGCCUGCGGAAGGUCGAGUGAGCCAGAUCCAGACCCAGAUGGAGGCACUAGAGGCUGCUGGAGAGUUUACCUCCCCUGAUUUGGUGCCAGUCGCAGGGAACGCUGGCAGGCAGGUCGUGGACCUGAAGAAGUACUCACCACUAGGUGGCGUUUUCUAUUUCGAUGUGUUCAAUCUGCCACCACAGGCCCAUCAGGUCAACGGAUGGGAGAUGCGACAGGUCUUGAAUUCAGGGUUGGAAAGAUUCCACUACCCCUCAGAUUUAGAGGAGCUGGAACGCCUCACCUGCUCUCCUGUUGGAGUCUCUGUGACUCUCCCUGACUCCAUCCUCUUCUGGAGGACGCCUCAGGUUGCUCGCUGGGAUGCUGCAGAGGGACAGUGGAGGACAGACGGCAUCACUGACCUCUCUCAGGAGGAGGAAGCAGCCAAGAUCUCCUUCAAGAUGGACUCCUUUUACACCUUUGUGCUGAUUCAGGAAACGUACUGCAACUUCCCCCUGCAGAGAUGGACACUGCAGCCGCUGGACCAGAACUCUGUCGUCCUCAUGGUACAAGGGACUCAGGUGGAGCUUAGAAUCACUAUCGAGGGAAGUCAGUGCAUGUUGCAGCUGCAUGGACGGACCGGACCGCCACACCUGGUGGGAAAGUGGAUGAGUCGAGAUGACCUGCAGAGAGCCAUGGUCCAGGCGGGAAUUAACAUCUUUGUGAACGAGUACUCGGAGAACUACAUCAGCAUGUGCGCAAAGGACCCGCUCACCGAGCAUGCCGUCUAUGAACAGAUGGCCCUCUACUCCUCUUCCUGCGCCUUUUCUUGGAGCAAGUGGAACUCCGUAUGUGGAGCAGAGCAUCUGGUGGUGCAGGCAUGUGAGCACCUAGACCCCGACCCUGUUCAGGAGACCUCAUGGGGAAUGUACCUCAUUGGAGCGCAGAGGAUUCAGAAGCUAGCGAUGACAGAGACCAGCCAAACCUUCUCUCCAGAACAUCAGCCUGGUACGGACUUCCACUCCACCUUCAUCCACAUGCUGCAGGAUCACAUGAGUGCAACUGGGAUGGCCAGAACUGAAACAGCAGACUUCCUUUUUGUGGACACGGUCCAGAGUUUACUUUGUUCCAUCAGACCGCUGGUGUUUUCCUGAAAUCAGGGCCCGACACAGCCACGUUGUCCAGUCGACUACUUUAUUUAUUCACACUCUGCCUUUGGGACGUACAAAAGUGUAGCAAGUUGAAAAUGGUGACAAACACGGCAAAAACAGAUUAAAAAAAACAAAACAAAAAACAAAAACUUUGGUGUUCCGACCGAUUUAAAAAUGACACUCCCCCUCUCACACAAACAUAAAUAUAUAUAUAUGUAUGUAUUUAGAUUCAUGACCAGUGUUAAGACUCCAUUUAUAAAAUAUCCUCCACAAAGAGGAAGUGGCGCUUAAAAGACCUCCUGGUGUCCUUGUGGAUUUUCAAGUGCAAAAAACGGUGUUUAAAAAGUGUCCAUGAUGCCCG